UGACGCACGGCCCGCACGGCGAAUACGGCAAUUGUCGCUUGUCGCUGCGAGCUGCGAGUCGCGAGAGUUUCGUGUUUCGUGGUUUCGCCGAGCCGAGGCCGUCGCCGUGCGCCGUUCGUGUCACGCGUCACGCAGUCACAUUAGCCAAAUUUAGCGACUGUCACACUGUCACGGAGAGCGAGAGUGCUCACGCGCGUCAACGAAAAGGGUGAGGGUGAGCUCUAGGGAACGCGAGUCAAGGAUCGUGAUCGUCGUCGUUCGUCGUUGUCGGUUGUCGCGCCGCGUGGUCCCCUCGCAGACGGGGGACAAUGAAGUUCCAGUACAAGGAGGAGCACCCGUUCGAGAAGAGGAAGGCCGAGGGCGAGAAGAUCCGACGGAAAUACCCGGAUCGAGUGCCCGUAAUAGUCGAGAAGGCGCCUAAAGCCAAAAUCAGUGACCUGGACAAGCAAAAGUACUUGGUACCCUCUGAUUUGACCGUCGGCCAGUUUUACUUUUUAAUUCGUAAGAGGAUUCAUUUACGUCCCGAGGAUGCCCUAUUCUUCUUCGUCAACAACAUCAUUCCUCCGACAAGCGCCACCAUGGGCUCUCUUUAUGCGGAACAUCACGAAGAGGACUUCUUCCUUUAUAUAGCGUAUAGCGAUGAGAACGUAUACGGUCACUAAACCCCAGCAGGAUGAGCAAACCACCAAAACGACAAGGGCGUCAGCAACAAAAAUCAUCUACCAACGUAGUCCUCAUAGACGCUUUCGAAAAACCGAGCAUACCAAAUUACAACUAUCGAUAUACUUUGUGUGAACGUUUAUGUCUCGAUACUGCACACUUGCUUCUUUCAAAAACAAACUACACAGCUAUAUAUUUGGAUGAUAAAAAAAAAUGCUUGUCGAUUCCAUUCUUUCUUUGCCACCUGAGAGGACUUUAGUUUACCGUAUGAUGUAAGACCAACUAAAUUGUGCAGACGUAUGUGAUCAUGUAAUGUCUAGCCUGGCCACUCAAAAAAAAAAAAUAAAUAAAUAAAGAAACAAAAGAGAAAAAAAAUUUCCCAAAAAGUAUUUGUAUUGCCAAAUAUCGCUAAUAUUCUCACAACGUACGUUUCACUGCACAUUAAUAAUCAUGUUUCCCGAGAAUAGUAACUAUCGUAUCAUUAUAAAUUCCAAGUGUGGUAUAGACGACAGAAUUCUAUACGUGAUAUCAUUUUCAACACCAUAGAUUAAUGUUGUAUUAUACAUAAUUUUGACGUUAUUUACGUAAUGAAAGGACGAAGAGAACGUGUUGGAUAUGCGAGCGAGACAACGUUUCUGUAAUAUCUUGAAAAUGUAAGGCCAAUAAAAAAAAAUUUUAAAACGA
Temnothorax curvispinosus is the source of this 1344-nucleotide messenger RNA. RefSeq names its product gamma-aminobutyric acid receptor-associated protein (gene Atg8a). The record is from RefSeq and is a predicted model, not a curated record. Bases 309 to 662 code for a protein of 117 amino acids. NCBI's taxonomy places the organism in Eukaryota, Metazoa, Arthropoda, Insecta, Hymenoptera, Formicidae. Gene Ontology annotation, biological process: autophagy of mitochondrion; autophagosome assembly; macroautophagy. Gene Ontology annotation, molecular function: ubiquitin protein ligase binding; GABA receptor binding. The transcript is spliced from 3 exons. Gene Ontology annotation, cellular component: cytosol; autophagosome; autophagosome membrane.